Messenger RNA from Selaginella moellendorffii, 1753 nucleotides. Its product is annotated as T-complex protein 1 subunit delta. The coding region runs from base 79 to 1671 and encodes 530 amino acids. Gene Ontology annotation, molecular function: ATP binding; ATP hydrolysis activity; ATP-dependent protein folding chaperone. The transcript is spliced from 2 exons. The record is from RefSeq and is a predicted model, not a curated record. Lineage: Eukaryota; Viridiplantae; Streptophyta; Lycopodiopsida; Selaginellales; Selaginellaceae. Gene Ontology annotation, cellular component: chaperonin-containing T-complex. Gene Ontology annotation, biological process: protein folding.
GGGGUUCUAGGGUUAGGGCAGCCUCGAGCUCCAAGAAGAGAGCGAGCUAGGCGCGAGGGCGAGGGCGGCGACGCGAGAAUGCCAGAGGCGCCGAUGAUCUCCGGUAAGACAGAGACGUACGUGGACAACAAGCGCAAGGAUGACGUGCGGCAGGCCAACAUCAUGGCCGCCAAGGCCGUGGCGGACGCCGUGCGGACGAGCCUGGGUCCGCGCGGCAUGGACAAGAUGCUCUCCACCUCCAGCGGCGAGGUGAUCAUCACCAACGACGGCGCCACCAUCCUCCUCAAGAUGGAGGUGCUCCAGCCCGCCGCCAAAAUGCUGGUGGAGCUCUCCAAGAGCCAGGAUAUCGUGGCGGGCGAUGGAACCACCACCGUGGUGGUGAUCGCCGGCGCCUUGCUCAAGCAGUGCAUCGCCCUCCUCGGCAAGGGCGUCCACCCGACCAUCAUCUCGGACGCCUUCCACCGCGCGUCACUCAAGGCGGUGGAGGUGCUCACGUCCAUGGCGAUACCGGUGGAGCUCUCGGACCGCGAGGCGCUCGUCAAGAACGCGAGCACGUCGCUCAACAGCAAGGUGGUGAGCCAGUACUCGUCGCUGCUGGCGCCGCUGGCCGUGGACGCGGUGCUCAACGUCGUGGAUCCGGCGAGGCCCGACUCGGUGGACUUGCGAGAUAUCAAGGUGAUAAAGAAGCUCGGUGGCACCGUGGACGACACCGAGAUGAUCAAGGGGCUUGUUUUCGACAAGAAGGCGAGCCACACUGCCGGUGGGCCGACUCGUGUCGAGAACGCGAAGAUCGGUUUGAUCCAGUUCCAGAUCUCGCCACCCAAGACGGAUAUCGAGCAGAACGUCAUAGUUUCGGACUACACGCAGAUGGACAGGAUUCUCAAGGAGGAGAGGAACCACAUCCUGGGAAUGAUAAAGAAGAUCAAGGCCACCGGGUGUAACGUUCUUCUCAUCCAGAAGAGCAUCCUCCGGGACGCGGUGACGGAGCUGUCGCUGCAUUAUCUCGCCAAGGCCAAGAUCUUGGUGGUGAAAGACGUGGAGAGGGACGAGAUCGAGUUCAUCUCCAAGACGCUCAACUGUCUUCCCAUCGCCAACAUCGAGCACUUCCGAGCCGAGAAGCUGGGACAGGCCGAGCUCGUGGAAGAGGUCUCGGUGGGCGACGGAAGGAUCGUCAAGAUAUCCGGGAUCAAAAACAUGGGCCGGACGACUACCAUCUUGGUUCGUGGAUCGAACCAGCUGGUUCUCGACGAAGCCGAGCGGAGCUUGCACGACGCUCUCUGUGUCGUGCGGUGCCUUGUCAACAAACGUUUCCUCAUCGCUGGUGGUGGAGCUCCAGAGAUCGAAGCGUCAAGACAGCUUGGAGCGUGGGCCAAAACUUUACAGGGGAUGGAGAGCUACUGCGUGCGCGCUUUCGCGGAGGCACUGGAGGUGAUCCCGUACACUCUAGCCGAGAACGCGGGGCUGAAUCCCAUCACCAUCGUGACGGAGCUCCGCAAUCAUCACGCGAAUGGAGAGGUCAACACUGGGAUCAACGUGAGGAAGGGGCAGAUCACAAACAUCCUGGAAGAGAAUGUGGUGCAGCCGCUGCUGGUGAGCACAAGCGCCGUGAGCCUGGCGACCGAGUGCGUCCGCAUGAUCCUCAAGAUAGACGACAUUGUAACAGUGAGGUAGUCCAGGAACACAAGAGGUACCUCUUGUUAAGUUUUCCUUUUUUUCGUUCGUAAGUUUUGGUAAUGCAAUGUUUUUCCAAUCC